AACAGCACAUGUUUAUAUAGAUGAACUUGUUGUCUGGGUGUUAAAGACUUAAAGUCCGAAAGUUUCUUUAUUGUAAUGGAAACUAUUCAUAAAAACCAGGUUGAUGAAGUUUUACCGUACCAGCAUGAGCCAGAAAUUGGCGAAAAGUCCCAAAAUUUAAGCGAGUAUAGCGAUUCGGACGUUGAUAGUGAAUCGCUAUCUUCUGACGAAGAACACGACCAUAUAUUCGAAGAACAAAAUGCUUGGCGCUUAGAGUCUCUUGAUUGGUGCAAGUGUGGCAAUUGUAACUUUAUGUCGAAAACUAUCGAAAGUUUUUGUUGCCAUGAGAAGGCAUUGGAGUAUAAUGAGUAUGAUGCCCUACUUAACGAAGUUGAAACGCUUGGCGAAAAGUGUUUGACAGCGCAUAGUGAUUUUAUUAAUAACAUGCUCGCUGAAGGAGUUCUAAAGAUCGAUGUCUGUCGUUAUCUUGAAGAAAACUGGCCAGUUGACGACGAAGAUUUGGAAAGAACUCAUAAGCUGUAUCGACUUGUAUCGUACCAACGAUGUUCCCGCUGGAUAUUCCAGAUUUUAGGCAGAAAGAAUCGAAGGCCUUUUUCUGCUUGCGUCUAUUUGAAAAUACGAGAACAAUUUGCAUCGCCCGAAGGACUUUACACUCAUUUUAAAUAUUCGAAAACAUGUAAAAGAUGAAUGAGUAUCUUGAGGGACUGCUGGUUUGCUAAACCGGGACUUUCUUCUGGCUACAACCUGUUCUUUCAAUGGUCGCUCUGCUCCUGCCAAGUACUUCUCAACUAAUGAUGGUGGUUCAGGAGGAAGAACUUCAUUGGCAUGAACUUUG
Dendronephthya gigantea is the source of this 835-nucleotide messenger RNA. RefSeq lists its product as uncharacterized. The record is from RefSeq and is a predicted model, not a curated record. The transcript is spliced from 2 exons. Bases 76 to 687 code for a protein of 203 amino acids. Lineage: Eukaryota; Metazoa; Cnidaria; Anthozoa; Malacalcyonacea; Nephtheidae.